UUGAGAUUGGCGUAAACUGAGCGGGCGGGCCGCAGCUCAAUCGCGCGAGCACCUAUUCAAUGACAAGGCAACCUUGCUUUGGGAAGGUGAGAGAAUUCCCUACAUUCAACCCACGCGGAAACGGCUUCUGGAAGCUUCAGGUCCCCAUGAGGAAGAUAACAAGGAGGUAUCCAAGCGAUACCACAUCACGAGCUUCCCGCCGCGACGGCUCUAUACGCGCUUGGCAAGAUUUGCGGCUGCCACCUCGACCUCGGCAUCGCAACCCAAUCUGGAAUCUGCAUGUCCAUGUGUUCGCUCCCGCCCCGCUAGCACCUUCGACAAUGCGACUCUCCCCGUGGGCUGUGGAGAUUCCCACUGACCGUCUUGCGGGGAAGAAGGAAAUUGGGCCGGCAAAUGGACGGAAAUCAGGAACAAGUCGAGGAGAAAGCCGCGAGGUAAUGACUCGAUGACGGUGCUCGCUGGGCAAGGGCCCGCCGAUCAAGCAUAAAUGCAUCGACGGCUCGCGAGCCGGCUAGGGCCCUGCCGACUUCUCUCCCUCGUGGCCAGCCCUUUUCGUGCCAAGCCCGUCUGUCGCCAUGAAGCCCACCACCGGUCUCCUCAUCUCGUCCGCGGCCCUCGGCCAGGCCCAGGGCCUGUCCGCGCCCGUUCUUGACUGCUCGGCCGAGGCCCUCGCUGGUGCUCUCCCUGCUAAUGCCACCAUCGAGGGCGUUGCGCCCGUCUCGGCCGGCGGCACGUAUGGCGAGGGCUCCAGAAACGUCGCCUACCCGACGCAGCCCAAGGGACUCCCCGACCUCUGCGCCGUCGUCGUCAAGAUCAAGUCCUCCGACAUCUCGUCUUACCGGUUCGGCGCCUUCCUGCCCGCGGGCUGGAACGGCCGAUUCCUCGAGGUCGGCAACGGCGGCUUCGGCGGCGGCAUCAACUGGCUGGACAUGGGCGCCCGCGUCCGCGCCGGCUUCGCCGUCGUGUCGACCGACACGGGCCACAGCUCGACCUCGGGGGACGUCACCUGGGCCACCAACGAGGAGGUCAAGGAGGACUGGGGCCACCGCGCCAUCCACGGCUCCGCCGUCGCCGGCAAGCAGCUGGCCAAGGCCUACUACGGCCAGGCCGCCCGCUUCUCCUACUACGCCGGCUGCUCGACCGGCGGCCGCCAGGGCCUGCGCGAGGCCCAGCUCUACCCCGAGACCUUCGACGGCGUCCUGGCCGGCGCCCCCGCCUGGUGGACGAGCCACCUGCAGACCUGGACGCUGCGCCAGGGCGCCCUGAACCUGCCGGCCGACGCCCCGUCCCGCAUCCCUCCGCAGCUCUUCCCCGUACUCGCCGCCGAGGUGCGCCGCCAGUGCGACGGCACCGACGGCGUCGGCGACGGCAUCAUCAGCCAGCCCGACAAGUGCAAGCUGGACCUGAGCACCAUCCGCUGCCCCGGCGACGCCGCCGGCUCCAACUGCCUCACGGCGCCGCAGAUCGAGACGGCGAGCAAGUCGCACGCCGACUACGUCAUUGACGGGACCUACGCCUUCUCGGGCCUCGAGCUGGGCUCCGAGGACAACUGGGCGUUCCUGAUGGGCGGGUCGAGCCCGAGCACGUACGGCACGCAAUACGUCCAGUACAUGCUCCUCAACAACCCGAGCUGGGACUGGCGCGACUACAACGACACCAUCGUCGCCCUCGCCGACGCCCGCAAUCCGGGCCGCGCCACGGCCGACGACUUUGACAUGUCGGCCUACAAGAAGCGGGGCGGCAAGGUCAUCAUGUACCACGGCAUGAGCGACGCCCUCAUCGCGACGGGCAGCUCGACGCACUUUUACAAGACGGUCGGCGCCGCCACCCCCGGGAGCGAGCAGUUCGCCGACUGGUUCCGCUUCUUCCUGGUCCCCGGCUUGGGCCACUGCUCGGGCACCAGCGUCGACGCGCCGUGGUACAUUGGGGGCGCCAACCAGCAGGGGUCGCUGUCGGCCGACGUGACCCAGGUGCCCACCCUCGAGACCAGCCACGACGCCCUGCUCGCCCUCAUGACCUGGGUGGAGCGCGGCACCGCCCCGGACAAGAUCGUCGCGACGUCGUUUGGCAACAGCAGGGCCCCCAACCUGCAGGCUUCAAGGCAGAGGCCAAUCUGCCCGUACCCUGCCGUCGCCGCGUAUGACGGGCGGGGCGAUGUCAACUCGGCUGAGAGUUGGACCUGCUAGUAGAGAGCUAGGUGUUGGAUAUAGUUGUUGAAGAGGUUGACCAUACUGCACGCGCGUGAAUACAUUUCACCGUCAAUAAUUGUAUUAUACAAAUACUUUACAAUGACAAGAGAUAUUUCUUGCGCCCCUG
Gaeumannomyces tritici R3-111a-1 is the source of this 2316-nucleotide messenger RNA. RefSeq names its product feruloyl esterase B. The record is from RefSeq and is a predicted model, not a curated record. Lineage: Eukaryota; Fungi; Ascomycota; Sordariomycetes; Magnaporthales; Magnaporthaceae. The coding region runs from base 576 to 2186 and encodes 536 amino acids. The transcript has a single exon.